Messenger RNA from Syngnathoides biaculeatus (alligator pipefish), 3013 nucleotides. It is a transcript of the gene mcm10, whose product is annotated as minichromosome maintenance 10 replication initiation factor. The coding region runs from base 268 to 2886 and encodes 872 amino acids. Gene Ontology annotation, cellular component: replication fork protection complex; nucleus. Lineage: Eukaryota; Metazoa; Chordata; Actinopteri; Syngnathiformes; Syngnathidae. Gene Ontology annotation, biological process: DNA replication initiation; DNA replication. The record is from RefSeq and is a predicted model, not a curated record. Gene Ontology annotation, molecular function: single-stranded DNA binding; DNA replication origin binding. The transcript has 18 exons.
UUUUUUCUCCAAUCAGGCAUUUAAAAUUGCCACCACAGCUGGGUCCUUCCGUUGAGCGCCAGUUUGGAUUUCUUCAUGACUUUGUUGCCCAGCGCAGCAGCCAAAUUACGCUUUAUCCGAAAUAUAUGACUCACAUUACUGCGUUUUUCAAAUAAGUCAAGAAAGUCAAAGCCCUACGUUUGAAUUCCGUUGAAAAACGCCACAGACAAGCUGUGGAUUUGCCCUUUUGGUAAUUGACUGCUGAACUCAGGUGAACACAGAUUUGUCAUGGAUUAUGAAGAUGAAGAUUUGGACAUUUUGACAGCCCUGAUGGCUGAGAAUGGAGAUGAGGAGGACAAAGAGGAGCAGCAGGUAGAUGACUUGGAGGACCUUUUUGACGAAGACGGAGAGGAAGAGUAUGAUGAAGGACAAGAUGUGAAGCCGGAGGAUGAGUUGUCGGAGCUGUUUGGUGAUGUAGACGACAUUGAAAAAGAGGAGCAAGCGGCGGAAGAAGACAAAGGCAAAGCCAAUGAGAGCCUUUGCAUGUCCCAAGCCGAGUUACAAGAUGAGUUGAGGCGGAUGCAGGAGAAAAUGCAGGCAUUGCAGAAGCAGCUGGAGGCAAGCCAGAGCACUUCUUCCUCCUCUUCCCCAGGGAAACCGUCACCUCCUCGCCAGACCGCUGCCAAGCGUAGCUCCGAUGAGCCGACUGCUGUUACACAGAAGAUGAAGACUCAGUCUGAGAUAUCAUCAUCCAAUCCAGUCGGAGGACCAAAUAAGAAGGUGCAGGAGUCGUCUGACUUUCUCUCGGAGCUGAGCAGCGCCGACUCUUUUAAACGCAAACCCAGAGUGGCCCACCAAACCAAAUCCAGCACUUCACCAGAAGCCAGACUCCCAUUAGUGGAGAUAAAGAUGGGAAGCUCCUUCCUGGCAGUGGAAAGCACGAGCAAGGCGGUUGCUCCUCAGCGCUCGUCGACAACCUUCCAGAGAAGACCCUGCCCGACGUCAUCAGCGGGACCGCCAAAACUGGACUCUCUUCCUAAAGAUGUGGCUAUGGAGAAAUACUCAGGAUUGCGGCUGAGAAAACCGCGCGUUUCGUCGAGCGAUAUGGACCGCAAGAUGGCCGACCGCCGCCUGAUCCGCCUGUCGCAGGUCCCGGAUCGGCUGCAGCGCGAGAAGCUGGAGGACAGCGACUGGGUGACGUUUGGCGUGCUGGUCAGCAAAGCAACGCCGCAAAGCAGCAAAAGUGGUAAAACAUUUAGCAUCUGGAAGUUGAACGACCUCCACAACCUGGACGUGUUCGUGUCGCUGUUACUGUUCAGCGAAGUCCACAAGGAGCAUUGGAAGACCGAGCCGGGCACCGUCAUCGGAAUCCUCAACCCCAACUCCAUGAAACAAAAAGAAGGAUACAGCGGCGUCAGCCUGACAGUGGAUCACCCGCAGAAGUUGUUGCUGAUGGGGCAAGCUCAAGAUUACGGCACCUGCAAAGCCAUGAAGAAAAACGGAGAGCCCUGCGCACAGCUCGUUAACAUGUACGAGUGCCAGUACUGCCAGUAUCACAUCAAGGCCCAGUACAAGAAGAUGAGCUCGAACCGGUCCGAGUUGCAGUCGUCGUACUCCGGAAAGGCGCCCAACAAGGUGAAGGGCGUCAGCCUCAGGGAGCGCAUCUGUCAGGACGGCUUCCACUACGGCGGCGUCUCGUCUGCCGCCUGCGCGGCGUCGCUCUCUGCAUCCAGGCCAAAAAAAAAGGGACAGGCGACCCUGGACAAGCUCUUUGUGAGAGGUUCCGCUCGUCACAUCCUUGAGGCUAAAAUGCUCGCCAUGAAGUCUGGUGAAGUUUCAAAUUGUUCAGAUGAAUUCAAGAGCUUGAUGUCGGUGCCGUCAGCGGGAGCUCUGCAGCUAAAGAAGCACCUGACAAAGGGACGCACAGCAGUCUCCAAAGACCUCGAAGGUGCCCCAGUUCAGCCCAUCUCGGCUUCAGACCUUCUCAAGCAGCAGAAACAGAAGCAGAGGGAGUUUCUGCUGAACCGCCAACGUAGGGCGGUGGGCGUCCAACAGGGUACGGUGCCCAAGUCGACCACGUCCUCCUUAUUGACGUCCCCGAAAGCAGCCCCCGGGGUCCCGAAGGCCACCCAGAGCCCCGCGACGCCGCAAACACCCACGCUCGCCAGAGGCUUCUCAAAGGGUGAGGACGUCCUCUUUUUCGAAGGCAGCCCUCCUCCCAGCCCGGCCGCAGACACUCUGAGCCUCUCGGCCGCCAAGCUGGCAGCUCUGAAGAAACUGAGGGCGAGGGGGAUGGCGCUUGAGAGGGAAGACCCCAACGAUGUCAAGAGGAAGUGGGCGAGAAGCAGCGAGAUCAGCGCCCGUGUGGAGAAGAAUCUAAACUCACCUGAUGCCGCGUUGGAUGAUUCUGAUGUGGAGCCAGCCGAGAAGAGGAAGCGAGAUGAGCUCAGCUACAUUCAGUCUGAGGAGUUUCAAAAGAUCCUCAACGCCAAAUCACUCCACGGAGCCGUCCUCCAGGCGGCUGAAUAUCAGCUUCAGGAGCAAUAUUUUGACCGUCUCGUGAAGAAGGAGCAGAUGGAGGAGAAAAUGAAGAGCAUCCGAGAGAUGAAGUGCCGUGCCGUUUCCUGUAAAAAGUGUAACUACACAUAUUUUAAACCGGCGGACCGAUGCGUGGGGGAGAAUCACCCGCUGCACUGGCACGAUGCCAUCAAACGUUUCUUCAAAUGUCCGUGCGGACAGAGGGCCAUCGCGCUGGACAGAUUGCCACACAAACACUGCAGUAAUUGUGGUCUGUUUAAAUGGGAGCGGGAUGGAAUGCUGAAGGAGAAAACGGGCCCAAAAAUCGGCGCUGAGCUUCUCAAGCCUCGAGGGGAGGAGCACGGGAGGUUCCUCAACAGUCUGAAGUAGAACAGUUUGAGUUUUACUUUUUACUCUAAUAUCUUUUUUUUUUAAAAGGCAUUUUAAGGACGUUCAGUGACUGAUCAUGGAAACCAACAUGGAGUAAAAGUGGGAGAAAUUAAAGUCGUGAUUUCCA